CUCCCGGCCGGCCCCAGCCUCAACCCCACAGCCUCGAACCCCCCUCCUCGGCCAUGAGCAGCCUCCUCCUCCUCUUCCUCACCUUCCUCCUCCUCAGCACCGGCCUCACUGCUGAGGGGGGACCCCACAGGGACCGAGGCGGGGACGGGGGAGGACGAGGAGGGAGGGGGUCGCCCCUAUCGCCGCCUCUAUCGCCACCCAUGUCGCCGACAGUAUCGCCGACCCCUGUGUCGCCACGGGUGAGGUUCAGCCUCCACUCGGCCUCCGAGGCCGAAGGCUGCCCGCUGGCCCUGGGGCAGGAGGGGAGCCUGAAGGAGUGCGGCUUCAACGCCACCGCCAAGAGCUUCUUCAUCAUCCACGGCUGGACGAUGAGCGGCAUGUUCGAGACGUGGCUGGGCAGCCUGGUGGCCGCCCUGCAGGAGCGGGAGAAGGAGGCCAACGUGGUGGUGGUGGACUGGCUCUCGCUGGCCCACCAGCUCUACACGGACGCGGUGAACAACACGCAGGUGGUGGGGAGAAGCAUAGCCCGGCUGCUCGACUGGUUACAGGAAAAUCCUCUUUUUAAGCUUGAGAACGUCCACCUGAUCGGGUACAGCCUGGGCGCACACGUCGCUGGCUUCGCUGGCAACCACGUCCACGGGACGAUUGGCAGAAUUACAGGCUUGGAUCCAGCCGGCCCCAUGUUCGAAGGAGUGGACCCCAGCAAGCGCCUCUCCCCUGACGAUGCCAGCUUCGUGGACGUCCUGCACACCUACACGAGGGAGACGCUGGGGGUGAGCAUUGGGAUCCAGAUGCCUGUGGGCCACGUUGACAUCUACCCCAACGGGGGAGACUUCCAGCCCGGCUGCGGAUUAAGCGAUGUCUUAGGAGCGAUUGCCUACGGGACACUUGGUGAAGUGGUUAAAUGUGAGCACGAGCGGUCUGUGCACCUGUUUGUGGACUCCCUCGUGAACCAAGAUAAACAAAGCUUCGCGUUUCAAUGUACUGAUUCCAGUCGCUUCAAGAAGGGAAUCUGCCUGAGCUGCCGGAAGAACCGCUGCAGCGGCAUCGGCUACAACGCCAGGAGAACGCGGAACAAAAGGAACAGCAAGAUGUACUUAAAAACAAGAGCUGACAUGCCCUUCAAAGUCUACCAUUACCAGAUGAAAAUGCACGUCUUCAGCUACAAAAACCUGGCAGAGGCUGACCCCACGUUCUCUGUCACCCUGCAUGGCACCAACGGAGACUCCGAGCCCCUCUCCUUGGAGAUGCUGGAUCAAAUCGGCCUCAAUGCUACCAACACCUUCCUGGUCUAUACAGAAGAGGACAUGGGGGAGCUGUUAAAAAUCAAGCUCACCUGGGAGGGCACGUCGCAGUCCUGGUACGAUCUGUGGAAGGAGCUGAAGAGUUACUGGUAUCGGCCCGCCAAGGCUGCCCAGGAACUGCACAUCAGGCGGAUACGCGUGAAAUCGGGGGAAACGCAGCAGAGGUUUGCUUUCUGUGUAGAGGACUUCCAGCUGACCCGCAUAUCUCCUGGCAAAGAGCUCUGGUUUGUCAAGUGCGCAGACGACUGGAAAAAAAGGCCUGUCUCAAACUCGCUCUGAAGACUUUCCCCAAGACUUACCACGGAGCGACCAGGAUGCACGAGGACCACGAAAGUGGAAGGAUGCUCUGGCAAAAACCUGGCUUGGUAGCACUUAAAGCAAAUGUCUUUUUCAAGACAAAACCUCUUGAAUCGGGUGCAAGAAACAGAGGAGACAUUGAUGGACCUAGAAUAACUAGAACUGUGUCCUCCCUUCCCUGGGGAGCCUGGCUUAUGCAUUUAGCCUUACCUUGACCUGUUAGACGCUGCGUUUCCUGCCUGCUCCCACUAACCAGAGCUACAGAUGAGAUCUUAAACCUCAGCAAUGAUCUUCUGGUCUGCCUGCCGGGGGAGCUGAGAAGAUAAUUGUGCUAGCUGCUCAGCAGGCUGCUGGUAACAGAGCUGCCAAGAACAAAUUAGCGUCUAGCGUAGGCGUUGCUGCAAAUCCUAUAGCACUGGGGGCUGGGGGAAGGUGAGACCUGCACCCACCGAGCAUGAGGAGCUCUUUAGGGGUGUGGAGCUCUUUAGGGGAGGGGUGGGAAUCAGCACAACGCCCCUUCCCCUUGUCCUGUGACUUCACCUCAUCCCGUGCCUUGAAAAUCCGUCCUGUGUCUGGCCGAUGGUGAGAUCUGUGCCUGUCGCCCUGUCUGAAGGCAGAGCACUCCGUCCCCCCCUCGUAUUUAGCCCUGGAUGCAGGGCUGAUGGCAGCUGAUGGUGCUGGCAGCUGCUCCCCAGCAAGGCUUGGAGGUGUUAAUCCCUUCACAAGAGGCAAACGGCAGCUGCCCUUCCACCAAAUGCAGCAGAGGAGGAAGGGAACGAACUGAACCCUCUCAGGAGAGCUCUGCACCACUCCUCGGAACUACUGAGACCCCGUUCGCCCCUGCUCCGUUGCUGCUGUAGUCCCGGCGUGUAAUUAAGACCUCCUUUCAGAAUUAAGACCUGAUUUUUAGGCCAAGCACUUAACUGAGCCAAACAGACAAGAGCCUGCCUUCACUGCCCCAACGCCCCGCUUGGAUUUCCCCGGUGCCAGAUGAGCUGGGCCCGCAGCCGUCCCGUUUGCUGCAGCAGAGUGGACCCUGUCCGGGGUGAACUAUUUAUUUAUUGCUCUUAAUUUUCGGAAGGAGACUCGGCCUGACAACUCCCGAACGAUCGGCGUGCAGAAAGACAGUCUGAAAAGGGUGUUGCCACAUGGUGCACUGAGUUCUGAAGACCUCAGAGCUCUCAGAGUUUUUUUUUUGUUGUAGAGCUUCAAUCCAACCAAAGCAAGCACAUUUGGAGAUCUUUUUUUUUUUUUCCAUGGUUUUAAGCAAAGGCUUCAAUAAGUGGAGCUUUUUGGUAAGUAGCUGAGGCUUGUCACCAUGCCAUCCUCAGAGUGGCUUCAAAGCCCUGUUUGUAUAUUGUGGUUUUUGUACGACUUCAAAACCUUAUUUAUUUCUCGUGCUGUACAUAUGUAAAAAUUGAAAGAUUUUUGGUUCGGAGUAACACUUUUUAUAAGCCUUAAGACAAAGAAAUAAAAUAAAGAGCUUUGUAAAAAUCA
Molecule: messenger RNA, 3098 nt
Organism: Anas platyrhynchos (mallard)
Lineage: Eukaryota; Metazoa; Chordata; Aves; Anseriformes; Anatidae
Gene: LIPG
Product: lipase G, endothelial type
Biological process (GO): lipid catabolic process
Molecular function (GO): protein binding; lipoprotein lipase activity
Source: RefSeq, a predicted model, not a curated record